UUUUCACCUUUGAUUUGCAUAUAUUCACACACACUCAUAUAGGUGUGUGUGAAAUCAAAGGUGAAAAAACUUGUGGGGCAGUAUCGCAACAUGUAGCAUCGAAUUUAUCAAUUUUUCCGAGCUAAAACGAUGCUGAACUUGGUUAGACCAAUGGUGAACACAGAUUAAAAGAAAUGAACUUGUUCUUAUGAAUUGACUUGGAAUUUUACGUCGUAGUCCAAGCCCAGCACCCACCGGCACUCAUUUCCCAAUCCCAGUAGCUUCCGCCAUAGCGAUGCAAGUAUCGCAAAACCCCAAUUUCAUCUCCAUUAACUCAAACCUCAUAAACCCUAGCUUCAUCUCCUGCAAUUCGAAUUUCCAAUCUUGCCUCAAGUUCAAGACUUUGGGAGUCUCCGGCUCAGUUUUGUCCUUCAAGUCUACAUCCAUCUUCCCGAACAAGCUCAACAGUACUAGACGUCGCCGUUUUGUUCCCUUUGUUGCAGCCUCUGCGGCUAAAAGGUCCUCCACUCCUGAUCACUAUAAAGUUCUCAAUGUCAGUAGGAAUGCCACUUUGCAAGAGAUCAAAGCCUCUUAUCGUUCACUUGCUCGGAAGUAUCAUCCUGAUAUGAACAAAGGUCCUGGAGCUGAAGAAAAGUUUAAAGAAAUAGGUGCUGCAUAUGAGGUUCUCUCAGACCCUGAGAAAAGAUCUCUGUAUGAUCGGUUUGGGGAGGAAGGUUUAAGGGGAGGAUUUGAUGCAACGGGUGCUGGUUCACAAGGGGUUGACCCCUUUGAAGUUUUCUCUGAAUAUUUUGGUGAAUCUAAUAGCUUUUUUGGAGGAAGUGGUGCAUCUAAUAGCUUUUUUGGAGGAAGUGGUGCACAAAGAGGCUUCAAUUUUGAUUUUAGAGAGAGCCGCAAUCAGAAACUUGACAUUCGACAUGAUAUAUAUUUGAGCUUUGAGGAAUCAAUUUUUGGAGGAAAGCGUACAGUUGAAGUCCCCUGUUCCGAGACAUGCGAGAGUUGUGGUGGAACGGGCGCAAAAUCCAGAGAUUGUCUAAAGACGUGUGCAGAAUGUAGAGGUAGUGGACGGGAAGUAAAAACACAGAAGACACCUUUUGGCGUUAUGUCUCAGGUGAAUGCCUGUCCAAAAUGCGGUGGUGAAGGGAAAAUAAUUACUGAUCGGUGCCGAAGAUGCAAUGGUCGUGGUGAAGUUAAAGCAAAGCGGACUAUUGAAGUCAUUAUUCCACCUGGCAUUGAUGAUGAGUCCACCAUGAAAGUUCGAGGAGAGGGGAAUAUUGACCAGAUGAGGGGUGUAGCUGGUGAUUUGUAUCUGUUUGUCCAUAUUGAGGAGAAGAAAGGAAUUCGGAGGGAUAAAAUGAAUCUAUACUCAAAAGUUGCAAUUGACUUUACUGAAGCCAUCCUAGGGACUGUUAAGCAGGUGAAUACUGCUGAUGGUAUGAAGGAUCUUCAUAUUCCUCCAGGAACUCAGCCUGGAGAUAAAUUGCGAUUGCGAAAUAUGGGUGUUCCAAACAUUAAUAAGCCGUCCAGAAGAGGAGAUCAUUAUUUCACAGUUGAUGUUCAGAUCCCAAAACAUAUUAGGUUUGUUAACAAAACUUAA
Messenger RNA from Striga asiatica, 1594 nucleotides. The record is from the annotation of a GenBank genome assembly. Lineage: Eukaryota; Viridiplantae; Streptophyta; Magnoliopsida; Lamiales; Orobanchaceae.